Cladocopium goreaui is the source of this 2491-nucleotide messenger RNA. NCBI's taxonomy places the organism in Eukaryota, Dinophyceae, Suessiales, Symbiodiniaceae. The record is from the annotation of a GenBank genome assembly.
UGAUGGAGGCUGGAAAUGACAGCGAUCAACCGAAGUGUUGCCGGCACUUUUUUGCAUGGUGUCCUACUACUCGAUUCCCUUUGCAGCGAGCAAGGCGGAGGAUUUCGAUGCCGACCCCCCUGGCCACAAACCGAACUCGAAUCGAUUUUACGUUGACAUCAACGAGGGGCUCCCAGCAGCAGGAUUGCCGUCCAAUCAGACCAGUGCAGUAUCUUACUAUGGAUCCCUGGGAGGUCGUGGCCUUAAACGAGCCGGUAUAGCACUAUCAGCAGCAGAUGCAGCAGUGCGCGGUGGUCAAGCUGGGCUUCAAUUCUUACAAAGGAGGCAGGCGUUGGGAUCGCUGAAUGCAGCGCGAAGCGUGGAGGAAUUGCAAUCAGUGCUGAAUGUUAGAUUAUCUGAGUUGGAUGGAUUUUCGUGCACUGUGGCUUUGCAUCGCUUGGCCCGGCUCAGCCACGAUGUGGACAAAGGAGCGGCCCAACGUACCCAGCGCCAGUGGCGGGAUGCCCUUGCGGCCAAGGUGCGCAGUCAUCCUUCCUGGCCCAUCCUGAUGCAGUCUGUGGCGGCUUCCCUGCACGAGGCAGAGCCGCGGCAACUGGCCAACAUGGCCUGGGCGGUGGCCCGACUGCGAGCUGAGGGCGAUGGCCAGCAUUUGCUCCAUUCAGCCGCCAUCCGCUGUGCUGAAAGAACAGGGCCUGGCUCCUGGGAUGCUAUGAGCACAUCCCUGAUCCCAUGGAGUUUUGCAACACUUACUGCUGACAUAAGGGGCAAAGAGGUACAAGAGCUAGUGAGAUCUGUUGGAAGGCUGGUUCAUGAGGAAGGGAGUACCUUUUGGACCCCUGGUGAUCUGUCAAGAGUUGCCUGGUCUUGGGCGAAGCUGACGCAGAAAGAUGACACCUUCUUUCGCAGAUGCAGUUGUUUGGUCAUUGCCCGGCUUCCAGAAUACACGCCCAGUCAGCUAGCGCAAACCAUUUGGGCUUUUGCCACUGCGGCACCUUCCGAUGCCUGCACGCAUCUGCUGCCAAAGGCAGCCGCAGCCAUGCUGGAAGGAGGCGACAGUGACUUGCGCGGGCUCCAUGCCUACACUCCUCAGCACUUGGCUAUGGCAGUUUGGUCGUUUGCCGCGGUACUAUAUCGACCAGAAGAGCUGCUCAAGCAGAUUGGUGAAGCAGUUCCCUACAAGCUCGAAAAGCUAAACCCACAGGACAUUUCCACAACUGCGUGGGCGUUCACAACCUUGCUAGCCAAAGAUCGCACCAUCUACGAUGUGCUUGCUGCCACGUCCAUCCGCACCAUUCACGAUUUCAACAACCAGGAUCUCUCCAACACGGUCUGGGCCUUCGCCUCUGCCGGCGAAUAUCAUGCAGAUCUGCUGGAGGCGAUUGCAGCUGAGACCUGCCAAAGGCCAGAUUUCCAUGGCCAACACUUGGCCAUGGUGGCUUGGGCCUUCAUCACGUUGCGGCAUCGCCAUGACCAGCUUCUAUAUUUUAUUGGUGAAAUGACCAACGGGUCCAAAGGCCUUGGCACCUGGAGCAAUGCCAAGCUACUGGCCUUCACCUUCGCGGGCCUUCCACGGCUGGGAGAUGCAUUGCUGGGGACUGAAAAAUGGACCUUGGGUGCCAUGCAACGGCUGCUGGACCACUUCCAUGCGCAGUUCAAAAACGGGCCUGUUGAUGCGGAUGAUGCCUGGGUGGUUCAUGAUGCCGUGCUCCCUUGGUUGGAGCUGGAUUCCAGGAUGACUCAGACGGUUGGCUGGCAGGCUCUUACCAGAAUGCUUUCAGAACAACGUGAAGCCCUGACUGGUUUUCUUGGGUCGGAAGAGUUCCAGGCCAUCUUGGCAUCUGAGAAGCCAAGGGAGACUUCCAUCAUUCGCCGCUAUCAAGAGUCGGUUCAAGCGUUUCGGAUCCGCGGCUUGGGCAGCGAGCAUUCCUGGCGGUUUCUGAGCCGCCUUGGGGUCCUCAGAUCCACGGAAAAGCUGGUGAUUGGUAGUGAGAUUCGGUGUUUGAAGCACAUGGAUGGCCGAGGUGAACGUCAAAACUGGUGCUACUUCCGUUCUUCUGUGAGUGCCAAUGGGUUGCUGGUGAGGGAGCCAGGGCGUUUGCUGAACAGCACUGUGGUGAAGUAUCGUGAGGAUUGUGCCGGUUUGGUGCAUGUGAAAUUACACCACGACCGGGUGGAUCACCGCGCCUGGGACGCUGAGUUCCGGGCCAUGGCGAGAACAGCAGCAGCCGCCCGAGCGUUGCUGGGGGAUCCAGAUGACGUGCAGCAGGCACAAGAGCUGUUGGCCAAUGGCGCUCGCACUGGCGACGAAAUUCCAUGUGGUUCAUUUCAAGGAGAUGAAGCCCAAGUAGAAGGCCUACUGGAACUUUUUAUGACGGAGGUGCCAUGCUUGUCAUGUAUGUGUGCGAUGGCACAAUUUCGCCGGCGCUUUCCUCGCAUCACCUUGCGUGUUCUGUGGGAUGGUCUGCCGCCAGAGGCGCACUUUGGAUGAAAA